UUAGAAUAUUUAGGCAGAYGAAGAGUAGUGUAUAAAAGGUCCUACGUCCAGAACUUAGUAUCGCUUUUUUUUGCUGAACAAGCUGGUAGGUGAACUUACUCAAGGGAACUGUCUGGGAGAUUCAAGAACUACGUAUUGAUCUACACCAGAUACAAGAAACCGAAAUAUGAGAUUCUCUUUACAUGUUCUAAGUUUCGCCCUGCUUAUCGCAGUCGUCAUAGCAACAAAUGAAAAGAAAGAAGAAAAACUUCCACCAAUCAUAGACCUGGGCCAGCCUGCUUACUUCCAUAUAAGGGGAAAACGUGAAGAAAGUCGUCCGCCUUUAGUGGAUUUAACUGAGCCAGCAUUCUUUCACAUCAGAGGCAAGAGAGUUGCUAAGCAACCACCAUUUUUGGGACAGCCAGCCUUUUUCCAUAUAAGGGGAAAACGUAAAGAAAAUCCUCCGUAUGAAGAAUUAAUCGAGCCUGCGUUCUUUCACAUCAGAGGCAAGCGAGUUGCUAAGCAACCACCUUUCUUGGGAGGACCAGCCUACUUUCAUAUCAGAGGAAAACGAGAUGUGCUUCCACCUUAUGUAGAUUUAACUGAGCCCGCCUUCUUUCAUAUCAGAGGUAAACGAGUUGCUAAGCAACCACCUUUCUUGGGAGGACCAGCUUAUUUUCAUAUUAGAGGCAAGCGGGAAGAAUAUCCUCCCUAUAUAGACUUGACUGAGCCCGCAUUUUUCCACAUCAGAGGCAAACGGGAUCCAAGUAAAGAAUGAAAUAAAAAGACCAAGAAAAUGAAUUCAAAGUAUAUAGUGUAAUAGACGACUUGCACUAACAGGUCACCUGACCCUACCUCCCUUAAAACGAGCAGUUUUGUCAAAAUUAAAAAAACAGAAAUGAAGAGAGCAUCUCGGCAUUAGUAGGUAKGCGGAGUUUCAACUCAUAAUAAGCGAGAAAGGAGAAAUGGCAUUAGAUACAAAAUUGAAUGUUUUAAAAGGAUUUAUAUGGGUAAAUGCCCUGGAUGGCAAAAGCUUACCAGCCAACACUUUUAUAACAAAAUCCAAUACGAUCAAUACAAACCCUUUAAUGUCUUCUCUCUUAUAGUAAAAAUGUCGAGCUAAAAUUUCGCCCUCUUACUAAAUUUGAGGCGCUCGUUUCAUUUCUGGAGUUCAAUUUGACUUAUUUGCUUGUUUUAAAGGGGAUGGGGUCACGUGACUCGUUAGUGCAAGUCGUCUAUUAGUGAUAAUUGUUUACGAUUCGUACGCGAGGUAAAAAUAGCUUGACGAUGGGACGACAAACCGAAGCAAAAUGAAAACCCUAGUUCAAGACUAACAAGCGACGAACAG
This is a messenger RNA of Actinia tenebrosa (Australian red waratah sea anemone), 1327 nucleotides long. RefSeq lists its product as uncharacterized. The record is from RefSeq and is a predicted model, not a curated record. Lineage: Eukaryota; Metazoa; Cnidaria; Anthozoa; Actiniaria; Actiniidae.